AUGGCUCAGACUCUCGCCAUCAUGGUUGUGGGGAACUCAGGAGUGGGUAAAAGUGCUUCAGGAAACACCAUCCUGGGAAAAGAAGCCUUUGCAUCCAAAUUCUCCUUUGAGUCUGUGACAACUGAAAUCAGCGAGGUGACAGGACCAGUGUUUCAGAUACAGACCACAGUGAUCGACACCCCGGGAAUAUUAGGUUCAGAGGAGUUGAUAAGAACCCGCUGCCAGCAGCUCAUUCAGGCCAACGCUCCUCGUUUGUUCCUGGUGGUGGUUAAAAUCGAUCGAUUCACCAAAGAGCAGAGAGACGCAGUGGAAGCAGCCAUCAGAGUCAUCGGAGAACGGGAGCUGGAAAACAGCUUCAUGCUCUUCACCAACGGGGACGUCCUUACGAACACUACGCUGGAUGAGUUCAUUAACGUAAAAGAAGACAGCGCACUCCCACAACUCGUUCAAAGGUUUGCAGGAACACACGAGUUCAACAACAAAGAUGGAGGACAGGAACAAGUCAAACAGCUGCUGCUGAAGAAGGCCAUAACAGUGAUGCUGCUCGGUCUGCCUGGAGACGGGAAAAGUUCACUAGGAAACACCAUCCUGGGAUUACGAAAAGAUCGCUUCAAGUCAGACUGCAGCUUUGGAGUGGUCACUACUGAGAGCCAGUCUGAGACAGAAACAGUGGAUGAUCAUGUUGUCACAGUGGUCGACACUCCAGGAUUCACCCAAAAGUCUCUGAGUCCCAGAGCGCUGUAUAACGAGAUCGUAAAAGGACUGGAAGCGGCCCAUCCAGGCCCACAUGCCUUUGUCAUCGUGGUGAGAAUCGGAAGGAUCUCUGAGGCAAAUAUCAAACUGUUUGAAAUGCUGCCAAAACUUUUCAGCAACGAUGUAACCAGGUACACAGUGAUCGUCUUCACAUACGGAGACCAGCUGAAGGGUCAGGCUAUACAAACUUUGAUCCAGACUGAAGCAUCCAUACAAAAACUGAUCUCCAUGUGUGGUGAAAGAUAUUGUGUGUUCAACAACACAAUGAAAAACAACAGAGAGCAAGUAAGAAUCUUUCUGAAUAAAAUAGAUGAUAUGGUUAGAGUCAAUAGAGAGCACCUCUGCACUUCUCAGAUGUUUUACGAUGUUCAGAGCUUAUCCAUAAAAAUUCCUAUCAAGUGGGAAGAAUUUCUGAAAUGUCUGGAUUGCUGUCGAGGAGGCUACAGCCCUAUCGAAUAG
Molecule: messenger RNA, 1212 nt
Organism: Menidia menidia (Atlantic silverside)
Lineage: Eukaryota; Metazoa; Chordata; Actinopteri; Atheriniformes; Atherinopsidae
Source: the annotation of a GenBank genome assembly